UUUUGCUGUAUUUUGCAGUUUGUUUCUUGUUGUUUUUAACAAAUGACGCUCGGAUUUGAAUGCGCGACGGUUAGAGCGGAUAGAUAUAGCGAAAGAAAAAUAUGAAUUUGUGCACAAUUCUUUGACAUAUUUCAUGCAAAAAUCAAGCUAAACUUAUUGCCAAGUGAAACAAAUAAAUAAAUCAUAUACAUACAUACUUAUAUGUUUUUUUUUUGUGCAAGAAAACCUGUAUUUUCAACGAAGUGUGUGUGUAUAAGCAGCAACAAGCAAAGAGUUUGACUUUGUGGGAGAAAAAGUUGAAGUUAAAUUUGGGCGAAAGAACGCGACAGAAUUUUCGGUGCGAAGUGUUAUUGGUUGUAUACAGCGAAGAAGCGAAGUGAUAUAUGUUUGCAUGUAUAUAUGUAUGUAUGUAUGUAUGUUUGCAUAUAAAGGCGUGCAAAAAAAAUUAAAAUAUCAAGCCGUAAUUUUUUGCUGAAAAAUUCAAUUAUUAAAAAAAUUCGAUAAAACCACAACAACAACGUCAAUUAGUGCGAAGAGUGAAUAUUUAUUAAAAAAUUAAAAAUAAUAAAAAUAUUUAUAAAAUCAAUUUUUAAACAACCACACUGCCUUGUAGUACGAAAACAAAAAAUUAUAUAAAUGAAAAAUUCACCAAAUCAAUCAAACCCACACACAUAUGUACAUAUGUAUGUAUGUGCACCUGUGCUGUAAUUUACAAGUGUAUAGCGAUUUUUGACGUCACACUCUAGUACGUACGUACAUACACGUAUGUCAGUUUUACAUGAAUUUGUUUACCAAGCGAAGAACACAAGCAAAAAGAGAGCAAACCAAAAGGGUUAUUGAGUUUUUGGCUUGUGGCACAAGCAGAAUACUGUUGCACAACCGUGUGAAAUGUUGCAAAAUCAAUAGAUUGCAAAACAACAAAAUCUACCAACUGCUCAGCUACCUACACAACGCGUAGUCUACACACCAACCCUAUCUUACGACAACCAAAACUACCCCCGCCCACAAAAUAGCACUUUGUCUGCGCCAAGCUACGCUGUGCUGCUGCGUGUUGCCGCACAUCCUCGCUAUAAAUAAAUGUGUGUGUAUGUCUUUAAGCAGCACAUACAUAACUUGCUUAUAACUUGCGACAAUUGUUCUAAACAACGCGAAAAUCCUCAAUUAAAAAGCGACUCAAGAACUUAAAAAUAAAAAAAAAAAAACAAAAUAACAAAAAAAUGUCUACAACAAUGCAAACGACUGCCAACGAUACGACUACAACGUCCAGCAGCAGCUUACAUAUAUACAACACACAAACCGAAAGUCAUGCCACCAAAAACGCCAACGAACUCAGCAUGAACGCCAGCGUUAUACAAGUGGGUGGCUGUGGUGGCGUUGAGUGUCGUACAAUAACUAACGGUAUCUCGACAUUAGAACAGUCACAGCAGGCGUAUACAAAACUAAUUACAGGCACGCAGCAACAGUUACAUGACGAGCAGCAGCAGCAGCAACAACAGCAACAACAACAGGUACUAACAGACCAGCUAGAACAGCAACAACAACAACAACAACAACAACAACAACAACAACAACAACACUUAAAGUCGCUACAGGACAUUCCGGCUACCGAUAGUGGACGCGCUUCGGUUAAUGAAUUCGGCACGACAAUAGCAAUGGAGGAAUCAUUGCCUGCAACUGUUUUGGAAAUUACAGCUUCAAGCGAUACCACAAAUAUUUCCACAACAGCAACAACAACAACAACUGCCAGUGUAACAAAUAUCAAAGAUACUACCAUAUCGGAUAUACCCGCGACAAUUGUAACAGUUACAGACGAUGAGCGCGUGCAACAAACGAGCGCAGAAUACUCGUAUGUCGGCAAUGGUACAACGGUUGCAACGGAUUUUUAUGCUAGCAGCGGUUCACAAACCAAAUGGUAUUUACGACCAACGGAAAUUUGUGGUGCAGAUGCAUCAUGUUACAAUGUGACGCUGCCGCCACCGAGCGUUGCUGUCAACAAUGUUGUUAUCAUCGCUACUUCGGGUGGCUGUAACGUGACGGAAGCGAGUCAAUUUUCACCGCAAGCAACGGGAGGUGUAGCUGGUGCAGGAAGGUGAGUUACAGCAAGAAAAAAUGUUACAGGGAUUACAACAAUAUUACAACAUGAACUCGUCGGCUAAAGAAGUUAAAAAUUAAAAAUCUAACAAAACUUUCUCUCGGAGAAUCCUAAGUGGGUAAAACAAUCUGACUUGUGAUAAGCACGUU
Messenger RNA from Ceratitis capitata (Mediterranean fruit fly), 2241 nucleotides. RefSeq names its product probable serine/threonine-protein kinase DDB_G0267686. Bases 1218 to 2093 code for a protein of 291 amino acids. The transcript has 2 exons. Lineage: Eukaryota; Metazoa; Arthropoda; Insecta; Diptera; Tephritidae. The record is from RefSeq and is a predicted model, not a curated record.